CUGGCACUAUUCGCGCGCUAUUUAAAAAGGACAGUGGUAUUUUUCCUCGCUGAGUAAAUUUCAUUGUUUUGAUCGUUUAUUACGUAUCAAGACUACUGUUUUUCACUUUAAUUGAAUUUAUUUCAGUUAAAGUAUUUGACUAAAGUAUCGUUUUUACUGUUUUGUCGUUGGUACUCUUUAGUACCUCUUUUUCAACUGUAUCUGUUAGUACUUUUGGUCCUAGCAAUCUACAGCUCUUCACUUUUUUGGUCAUUGAUAAUUUUUUGUUUCUGGGUAUCAUCGCAUAUUGAAAAACCCCUCCCAAAUGACCGGACAGUGUAAAAAAGCAGUUGCCAACGUCCGGGUUGUCGUUAUCCUGUUGAAAGCGGCAUGCAGUGCGACGAGUGCAAAGGCUGGUACCACGAAGUUUGCACGAACUUAACGCCUGCUGCUUUCAAACGGUUCAGUAAGAAGGGUUGUGUGUGGCUUUGUCAACAGUGCUGCUCGGAUGCAAACAGCUUGUUAACCGAGGCCAUCUCACUGGUUGAUGCUGCAAAGAAGUGUUUUAGCAAGCAUAGUCGGAACGCGUCAAACAGCACUCGGUCUGUCGACACGCAAAUCAACGUGAAGGAAACUAAGGUUAGUUCGAUGAUAGAUGACUCAUGCCCGUCAAAGAAGGAAAAGCAAUCUCCAAAGGGACCUGACUCAAACAAAGGCUCAAGAAAAGUAGGGUCUUCUGUUCCCCGUCUCCCAGAUGGGAUCCAAAAGGAAACACCUAGAAGCCGCAAUCGCAAGGCUCGAUCGGUUUCAAAUGGCAAACAUAACACGACCCCUCAGGUCGUCGACAACCCCCCAAAACCCAACACUAGGUUUGACGCAACUGCUAUUGCUUCUACCAGCACCGUUGACGAAUGGGUACAGGUUGUAAGGAAGAAAAGUAGGGAUAUAAAAUGGAACCCUGCCCCCGUAAAAGUGGUUGAAAAAUCGAAAGCUGAUCAUAGCGACAGAUCAGCUAUUUUUCCUAGAAUUAAGGAGAGCGAUAGCUCUGAACCUAAAGCUCGUUUUGAGCAUGACAUUGUACUGAUUAGGCAGCUGCUUAAUCAACUCAUGCCUCAAAAUAUGACUGGGGUCACCUUGCUAAAGGUGUAUAGACUAGGGAGUCUAACGGACUCGAAACCAAAUCAUUCCAGACUGCUUAAAGUAGUAUUCGGCUCUUCAAACGAACGUGACCUAAUUUUACAAAAUGGACACAAAUUAAAGGGUUCAGGAGUCUUUAUCCGAAAGGACCUACCGUUGGCAGACCGUGUUAAAAGACGGGAAGCCGAGAAAGAACUACAACAUAGGUUAGACGCCGGCGAAAAGGACCUGAAAAUUGUAAAUUUUCGGGUUGUAAGACUUCGACAGAGAAUGAUGCCGAAGCCACUCUGGGUGAAGCACGAAGGCACUUAAAUAGGCUUCCGAUCUGCUACACUAAUGCCCGGAGCUUACUUAAUAAGCGAUGGGAACUAGGUGUACAGAUUGACUCUAUAAAGCCAAAUAUAAUCGCAGUAACAGAAACCUGGCUGACACAGGCUAUGGAUAGUAUAGAACUUGAUUUCGAGGGCUUUACGUUAGUAAGGGCCGACAGAACACAAAAGCGCAAAGGAGGGGAGUAGCUCUAUUCAUUAGGAAUGCUAUCCCAUUUACCAUUAUCGAUAGUGUAUCCCAUGAGAGUGGGACGUGUGAAUUAGUUAGUCUUCGCUUAAAAUGCAAGGGACAAGAGCUGCUGAUUGGUUUGGUCUAUCGCAGUCCAAGCUGUGAGGCAAAUGAGAUCCUGUUAAGCAGUCUCAAUACUUGGUCCCAAAGUGGUCGAUGUCUAAUGCUAGGGGACUUUAAUGCACCUAUGGUAGACUGGGAAAAUCUGCGAACUGAAUCGUCAGAAAAUUCCUUCGAGCAGGAACUAGUUGAUGCGGUUAUCACAUGUGCCCUAGUGCAACAUGUGAAAGAAGCGACUAGGUACGACCCGGACACUGAAUCAUCCUUAUUAGAUCUUAUACUGACUCACUAUGAGGAUGAUGUUGCGAACCUCCACCAUAUGCCACCCUUAGGUAAAAGUGACCACGCAGUUUUAACUUUCGACUUCCAUAUAACUGCCAGUCAUGAGGACGCGUCAGUCCAGUCCAGACCCAACGUCUGGAAAGCAAACAUACCAGACAUCAUGCACUCAGCAUCGUUAAUAGAUUGGACAAUAGACCCAGAGUGCUCCAUUGAAACGGCCUGGGACGCAUUUCGAAAAUCAUACUUAAAAGUUACCACACCUCACACCAAAGGGGCCGAAAAACUCCCCACCAUGGUUCAGUAGGGAGGUCCGUAUCCUUCUCCGUAAGAAAAGGAAAACGUGGGAUAGAUUUAGGUUACUGGGAACUGAUGAAACUAAAUCCCAGUAUAGAAAAGUCCGGAAUACCUAUGCCUCGACCCUCCGUAAGUCUAGAAAAUUGUACGAAGAAAAACUUGUUAAGGAAUCCAUAGAAUGUCCUAAACGUUUGUAUUCUUAUAUAAACCAAAGGACAAAGAGAAGAGGAAAUAUUCCUGCUCUAUGGGGAGACAGUACUGCCGCGUCACUGGUGGAGGACGACUUUGGUAAGGCUCAAGUGUCCUCAAACUACUUCAGCAAUGUAUACACCAUAGAAGCACCCUUCCCAUCAGCACAUACAGAUCCCCCCACACAUACACUGGAUAGCGUGACCAUUAAAGAACUCGAUGUCUUUGGUCUGCUAAAUAAGCUUGACAUAGGUAAAUCCACGGGGCCCGAUGAAUUACAUCCUAGGCUACUGAAGGAAUUAUCUAACUUCGUUGCGAACCCUUUAAGUACAUGCUUUAACCUAUCCGUUACGCAGGGUCGCUUACCGAAAGAUUGGAAAAACGCCAUAGUAAGUCCUGUCUUCAAAACAGGCACGAAACACAAACCUGAGAACUACCGCCCCGUUAGCCUCACUGGUGUGGUUGUUAAAAUCUUAGAAAAGAUUGUUCGGAAGGAGCUGUUUAAGUAUCUCGAUAAAAACCGGAUCCUCUCGGAGAAGCAGCAUGGCUUCAGAAUAGGUUACUCUUGUCUCACUAACUUAUUAGUGGCUCGUGAAAGCUGGUGUGCUCUUAAGGACCAGAAGCUACCUGUAGACGUCGCCUUCAUUGAUUUCAGUAAAGCUUUUGAUAAAGUUCCGCACAACCGGCUGUUAUAUAAGUUAAGACAUAUCGGGAUUGGAAGUAAUUUAUUGAUGUGGAUAAAAGACUUCUUAGUUGGGCGUCAACAAAGAGUAAGGGUGAACUCAAAGUUAUCUAGCUGGGAAACUGUGCUUAGUGGAGUGCCCCAGGGUACAGUUUUGGGGCCAGUGCUAUUCCUCUUGUAUGUAAAUGACCUUCCUUGUCUCCUAUCAUCAUCGGUCUUGCUAUAUGCUGACGAUGUCAAGAUAUGUGGAAUGAUACGAUGUGAGGGUGAUAGCUUAGAACUUCAAAAUGACCUGAAGAAGUUAUCUGAAUGGUCUCAAACAUGGCAGUUGCCGAUAAAUACUUCCAAGUGUGUUGUGAUGCAUAUCGGUCAUCAAGGCACAGAUACAAACACGAUAAAUAACACUGAGCUACAUAAUGUCCAGACACAUAAUGACUUAGGAGUUAUCGUUAGUCAAGACUUAAAGACUACUGCACACUGCCGUGCAAUAGCCGCCAAAAGUUUUAGAACGUUAUGGUAAAUACGUAGGGCUUUUAGUCAUGUCGACACUAAGACGUUUUUGACUUUGUAUACAGUGUUCGUUCGUCCUAAACUUGAGUACUGCAUACAGGCGGCUAGCCCCUGCUUUAAAAAAGACAGUGAGCUUCUGGAAAAGGUUCAGAGAACGGCGACUAAUCUGGUUCCCGCAAUAGCGAAGCUUCCGUAUGAAUCUCGACUGGCCAAGCUGAACCUUUUCCCGUUGUCAUAUCGCAGAACUAGAGGCGACUUGAUUACAGUUUUCAAGUUGCUUAGUGAUAAAUUUGCACCUAACAUGCCCUCAUUUUUCUUGUCUUCCAAAACAGAGAAUUAACAAGGACACUCCAAAAAAGUUCAUAAGCCCAGAACAAAUUACUUGUCAGCUGACUAUCGACUUUCCCAUCGAAUCAUCAACGAGUGGAAUUCACUACCUCAGCACGUGGUUGAGGCUCCAUCCGUCGACUCUUUCAAAAGAAAGUUGUAUGAACUGAGAGACCACCAUUGCCAGGACUAACAUAGGCCAUCGAGUCUCCUGUCCUUCCCAAACUGAAACUGAAACUGAAUCCUAAUAUAGACUGGACAUUACAAGAAAGCCUGAAGCUGUGUUGCCAUUUUCCUGUGCUGCAGAAGGCAUGGUUUUUCUUGGAAGCUGCACCGUGCGAGUAAAGCUUGACUUUAAGGACUAUCCAGUGGUUGAUGUGCAUAUCUGUUCUCGGUAGCAACGGCCCAGGGAACGAUUUAUGGGGCAGUCUUGUUCCUUCUAUCGGGACACCUCAGAUGACACAGCAGGCGAGUAGAAAAGUGAAGAUCGAACAAAAUACCCGUGGCAUACAGGUUUUCACACUAAGUCAUCAAUACUUGGAACCUGCCGCCUGAAGCAUUGGUGUCCGCACCUUCAAUUGACUCUUUCAAGAGAAGACUGGACACUCACAGAAGUGCUCUUUCAUCAUUCUCAACCAGUUAUCUUGUUCAGUUGUGCAUACUACCCAAGCGCCGUUUCGGCGCAUGUUUUUUGUGCCAAAUUUUGCUUUUAGUUCACGUCAUGUUACUUUAGCUCACUUCGCCAGCUUCCCGUUAUUGCUAUUUGUGGAGCCACUGGGACUGGGAAAUCGAAACUAGCAGUAAGCCUCGCCAAUGUUUUCGGAGGUGAGGUCGUCAAUUUCGAUGCUCUCCAAUUGUAUAGUGGGAUAGAUAUUGCAACAAACAAAAUAUCACAUGUCGAGUGUUUAGAUGUCCCACACCAUCUUAUAGGGAUCUAUCCUCCAGAAUUCGGACAUAGAUAUGAUGUUCAUUCAUAUCGAGACAUCUGUUUACCGCUGAUUGAAAAUAUAAGAAAUAUCAGGAAAAAGUUACCUAUUCUUGUUGGUGGGACUCAUUAUUAUUUGGAGGCUAUUUUAUGGCAAGAUUUUCUAGCUUCGAAACGUACUAUUUUCGAUGCAACAAGUGGAUUCGAUAGUGAAGUUUCUUUUGGGCAUCCAUUAGAAUGCUAUGAUCUUUUGCGUACUCUGAAACCAGAUGUAGCCGCACAAUUGCAUCCGAAUAAUGUGCGUAAAGUAAAGAAAGCACUUCUCGAUGUUCUGAAAGGAUCUAUUCAGACUAAAACACAAACUGAAUUGAAUGAAAAUGUAGAUUUGGGAAAACAAGUGUUAAAUCGAUCUAUUAAACCUCGAUAUCCUGGAGAGUCGCUCAUAUUAUGGCUGGACUGUGCUUCCGAUGUUUUGAAUACUCAGUUGAAUAAGCGGGUGAAUAGAAUGUUGGAUUCCGGGUUAGUUGAUGAAUUGGACACUUUUCUUGACAAGGUGAAUGUUUUGCCAGAUAGAUUCAGUGAGACUGAAACAUCUGAUACGUCAGACAUUGCAAAACGAACUCGAGUGGAAAAAUUAAGGGCAUUGUUUGCUCAAGAGUUGGAGUCAGUCUCAGAUCCUAUGACUCGUUGUGGCCUACUUCAAAGUAUCGGACUCAAAGAAUUUUCAGAUUAUUUAGCUUUAUUACCAAAAGAACGUGACACUAUUGAGGCAAAUACUCUUCUGAAGCAAGCAACAGAGAAUGUUAAAACAGCCACUCGACAGUAUGCACGUCGUCAGGUUUCUUGGAUUAGAAAUCGAUUUUUACGACGUCCUGUAGAAGGUAGCAUUCCUGUUUAUCGUAUAGAUGUGACAGAUUUUUUAAACUCUGAAUCUCCAGAUAUUUGGAAUAAGACAAUUAUUGCACCAACUGUACGCUUAGUCUACAAUGAAUUAAUAAAAAUAAAUGAUUUACUCUUUGAAAACUUGAAAAACAAUGAUUAUCUAAAAAGUUUACUUGAUAUUUGUCCUGAAAAUUCUUGUCCUAAAGCAGAAUCAUUACUUUUGCCUAAAUCUUUUACUGAAUCAAACAAUAACAACAAUUCUCCAUUCAUUUGUUCAAUAUGUUCAAAUAGAAUAUUUACACAAAUCGAUGGUUGGGAAGCUCAUUUAAAAAGUAGAUCACAUCAGAAACGUGCAGCAAAAUAUAAGAAAAGAUUACUUAUCGAGAAAGCAAUGAAAAAUUUAUCAUCAUAAUAUUUUGUUAAAUAGAUAAUGUUUUGUAUAAAA
Molecule: messenger RNA, 6270 nt
Organism: Schistosoma haematobium
Lineage: Eukaryota; Metazoa; Platyhelminthes; Trematoda; Strigeidida; Schistosomatidae
Product: tRNA dimethylallyltransferase, variant 3
Exons: 8
Coding region: 370-1428 (352 amino acids)
Biological process (GO): tRNA modification
Cellular component (GO): mitochondrion
Molecular function (GO): tRNA dimethylallyltransferase activity
Source: RefSeq, a predicted model, not a curated record